AAAUCGAGAACAUGUGGACUGCGCGCGUGGAAGGGGGACCUUGCUGCACCAACCACGCGGCGGUGGCCAUCAGUGACGAGGUGUACUCGUUCGGCGGCUACUGCACCGAGGAGAUGAACACCAUGCGCCGACCCAUGGACGUGCACAUACUCAACACGGGCUCUCUCCGGUGGACGCUGAUCCCGGUGCAGAGCAACCUGGAGAGCGUGCCCUUCCAGCGGUACGGUCACACGGUGGUGGCGUACGGCGAGUACGCCUACCUCUGGGGAGGCCGAAACGAGGACGGCGCCUGCAGCAUCCUCUACCGCUUCGACACCGCGUCGUUGACGUGGCUGCGCCCCCGCACCACGGGCGAGACUCCCGGUGCGCGCGAGGGCCACUCGUCGUGCGUGGUGGGCAGCCGCAUGUACGUGUUCGGCGGCGUCGAGGACCAGGCCGACCGCACCUCGCAGGACGUGCACGUGCUCGACCUGGACACCAUGCACUGGAGGUUCCUGGCCACCAGGGGCAACUCGCCAGAGUGGCGCAGCUUCCACUCGGCGGCGGCCAUCGGCCGGCGCAUGUACGUCUGGGGCGGCCGGCGCGGCUCGGCCGACACCCAGGAAGAGGCGGCGUACUGCGACCGGCUCGCCUACCUGGACACCACCAACGGCGCCUGGGUGCACCCGGUCACCAAGGGGACCAUGCCUCUGGGCCGGUGCAGCCACGCCACCUUCGUCUACAAGGGCGAGAUGUACGUGUUCGGCGGCUACAACGGUCUCCUGGGAACCUUCUUCGCGGACAUGUACAAAUACAGCCCAGAGGGCUCCCAGUGGGCCCAGGUGAAGCUCCUGCGGAAGGGGCCCUGCGCCAGGCGGGGACACCGCUGCUGCCUGAUCGGCAACCGGCUCUUCCUAUUCGGGGGAACCAGUCCGGUGUCGAGUAAAGGCAGUAUCCUGGACCGGUUCCGCGAGUCCAGCGAGACCGUGUCGCUCGUGGACCACCCGGACCUACACGUCCUGGACUUUGCGCCUUCCCUGAAGACGCUAUGCCUUCUCGUGCUGAUCGACUCCCGCAUGGACAUCAGCCGCCUGCCGGACGAAAACAAGUGGGAGAUCAGCUGCAUGACGUCGAAGAACACUUCGAGCCGCCGAGUCUGCCACUGAACUGCGAAGCCUCGUCGAGGGCACGAUGCUGUAUCAAAGAACGGCGCCGUUUUCUUACGCGAAAUAUAAAAGUUUUUG
This is a messenger RNA of Dermacentor silvarum, 1223 nucleotides long. RefSeq names its product kelch domain-containing protein 3-like. The record is from RefSeq and is a predicted model, not a curated record. Bases 12 to 1145 code for a protein of 377 amino acids. NCBI's taxonomy places the organism in Eukaryota, Metazoa, Arthropoda, Arachnida, Ixodida, Ixodidae. The transcript has 9 exons. Gene Ontology annotation, cellular component: cytoplasm. Gene Ontology annotation, molecular function: protein binding; chromatin binding.